AUGGCAAGUCCCGACAAAGCCCUGGAGUCUAAUGAAAAGCUUCUUGUGUGUUUUCCUCUCAGGAGGGGCGUGAUGGUCCGAACAAGGCACACGUUUGAAUCCUGCCUCGUCUCGCUGCUGUUGGCCUCUAGUGUUUAUCGUCUAAACGCUGAAUACUCCAGCUGUGGAGAAAAUGAAUUCUACAACCACAGCAGCAGCAGCUGUCGGCCAUGCCCACAGUGCCAACCAGGAAAAGAACCAUACAUGAACUGUGGAUAUGGUGUUAAAGAUGAGGACUAUAACUGUGUGCCGUGCCCACCAGGGAAAUUCUCCAGGGGUAAAUAUGAAAUUUGCCGUCGUCAUAAAGACUGUGAUGCUCUGUACAGAGCGACAGUGCUGAUAUCAGGGACUAAAGAGAGCGACGCAGAGUGUGGACCCUGUUUACCUGGGUACUACAUUUUGGAAAAUCGUCCCAGAAACAUCUAUGGCAUGGUGUGUCAUUCCUGUCAGAACUCUCCACGAAACACCAAAGAGUGUAUGCAAACAGUUUCAUCAAAACUUGGAUCUGGAGUAUCGUCCACCAGCACCACCACGUUUCCUCAUGCAGAGAAAGAUCCAACAGGACAGGGUCACCUAGCAACAGCGCUCAUCAUUGCUAUGUCAACCAUCUUCAUCAUGGCCAUCGCUAUAGUAAUGAUCAUCAUGUUCUACAUUCUAAAAGCCAAGCCAAAUGGUCAAGCAUGCUGUGCGAGUCAGCUUGUAAAAACCAUAGAGGCUCCAACAAACAAGCAGGAGGAGAAGAAAGAGGUUCAAGAAAAUGUUGCUAUAUUUACAGAGAAGGAUGAGUUUAAACCUCCACCUCCUCCAAAAACUGUGAAAAGUGAAAACGAUGCAUCAUCAGAGAACGAGCAGCUGUUGAGUCGAAGCAUCGACAGUGACGAGGAAGCAGCACAGGAAAAACAGGAAGUGACUGAUCUGUGUCUUUUAUCACUCGUUAUCCCACGAGAUACAGUCUGCUCAAACAACCACACCAACAACAACUGCACAAUCAACAACUGCACCAACAACAACAACUGCACCAACAGCAGCAAAACAGUGGGGAUUCACAGUCGGCGGAAAAAAAUCCUGGAUUUGUACACCAAAGCCUGCAAUGUUACAGAGGGUCAGAGUCCCGUGGAGUUGCCCUUCGACUGCCUGGAGCGAACAAGCCGCAUGUUGAGCACCACCUACAGUGCAGAGAAGGCGUUAGUCAGGACGUGGCGUCACCUGGCUGAGAGUUUCGGACUAAAGCGUGAUGAAAUCGGAGGGAUGACCGAUGGCAUGCAACUGUUUGACCGAAUCAGCACAGCUGGAUACAGCAUCCCGGACCUGCUAGCAAGACUCGUCCAGAUCGAGAGGUUGGACGUGGUGGAAGCGCUAUGCUUCGAUAUUCUUGGAGCACCCACUUCUGGCCAACAGCUAAUCAUUUCUUCCCGUUGUGCCAGUGUUUGAGGGGACAGAAAUUUCAAAACAAAACAGAAAUGAAGAACGGGGACAAAACAGGUAGCUCUUUAGGCUCCGAUUCUCAAGAACAGUAAUUUAUUACAUUUAUAUACAAUCUUUAUAAAGCAGCACAAAAAAAUAACAAAAGCAGAAACACUUGUGAGUGU
Molecule: messenger RNA, 1628 nt
Organism: Trichomycterus rosablanca
Lineage: Eukaryota; Metazoa; Chordata; Actinopteri; Siluriformes; Trichomycteridae
Gene: edar
Product: ectodysplasin A receptor
Exons: 12
Coding region: 1-1470 (489 amino acids)
Biological process (GO): positive regulation of canonical NF-kappaB signal transduction; positive regulation of JNK cascade
Cellular component (GO): plasma membrane
Molecular function (GO): signaling receptor activity
Source: RefSeq, a predicted model, not a curated record